Sabethes cyaneus is the source of this 2909-nucleotide messenger RNA. Its product is annotated as serine-rich adhesin for platelets-like. The transcript has 6 exons. The record is from RefSeq and is a predicted model, not a curated record. Gene Ontology annotation, biological process: regulation of small GTPase mediated signal transduction; signal transduction. Gene Ontology annotation, molecular function: GTPase activator activity. Gene Ontology annotation, cellular component: cytoplasm. Bases 57 to 2909 code for a protein of 950 amino acids. NCBI's taxonomy places the organism in Eukaryota, Metazoa, Arthropoda, Insecta, Diptera, Culicidae.
AUUUAUAAUACUGUAAGGCUUUCUUUUUUACUUACUGUUCGACGGUUUUGUAAAAUAUGCUCGAAGCAGAGGAAUCAGUAAGGUUGGACCAAGAGAUUGCAUAUAAAUUGCAACAUGAACAUCCAGAGCAGUUUGUUACACUUGUUCGAAUGCAUUUGUCAUUCGAAUUGGAUUUAAAUACAGAUACGGAGAACGAUCCAACCGGCGUUGAGAAACUAAAAACAAAGAAAUGGAAAGCUUUUCACAAGAAAGGAAAAUCCUGUACUGCAAAAUCCAUCUCGCCGGAAGCCGCAAAAUCUGUACUUACGAAGCAAAACAUUCGCGAUGUGAAACAACUUAUUAAUUUUCUUAUUCAAGAAAAAAAUAUAAUCCAAGAAGGAAUUUUUCGAAAAACGGGCUCUCUCAACAGACAAAAUGAACUGAAAAAUGGUCUAGUCCAAGGCGUAACCAUUUGCCUUGAAAAAGGUGAUUUUACAGCUCACGAUUGCGCUAGUGUGCUCAAAAGCUUUCUAGCCGAUUUGUCGGAACCACUUUUGACGGAGCAUUAUUACUCAGCUUAUUGUCAAAUGGCGCAGUUUUGUAAUUCUAAAGAAUCACUGGCGGUGCGGGAAGACCGUCUCCUGACUAUUCUACAGUUGCUAGUUCUACUGCUGCCAAAAGAAAAUAACGUUCUUCUAAAAAAUAUAAUCGAUAUGCUGCACAAAACCAUUCAACAUGAAGCGACCAACAAAAUGUCGGCAGAUAAUUUGGCCACCUUGUUCACGCCGCACUUGAUAUGUCCUCGGAAAUUAUCUCCAGAGGCACUGCAUACCACUGCUCAGCAGAUGUGCGGCAUAAUAAGCUUUAUGAUUCGAACAGGUCUCCGACUGUUUCACAUCCCGCCAAGAUUAGCCACAGAUAUUCGAGCAUUUUUCGUCGAACGGAAGCGGCGAAAAACGAUGUCGCCCGAUCAUAUAUUAAAUGAAUCAAUAACCUCUGAUUCAGUGGCCAAUACUGUGUACACCUUCGUAGACCGGGAAAAAACGGCCGAAGCACAUGUAAUGAAUUCAACCGAUACCGCGCUAGCACAGCUCUAUGCACACAUUCAAAGUCUUCCUGAAUCUUCACGCAAAAAGAAACUGAUUAAGCAGUUCAACCGCGAGAACGGUCACGGUACCCCGCUGCAGGUACUGAUGUUGAGGGAGAAAAAUUCCAGCGGUUCAGCCACGUCCAAAGGACCGAAAUCGAUAGGGGACUCGAUCAAGCGACACAUCUUCCACAAGGGAAUGGUUUCCAAGACACCGAAGCUAAAAAAUCAAACGCCAACGUACUUUCAGACUCCAAAUGGCACAGUGUCGCAAAUUCCCAAGCAACGUGUUUUGUUUCAAACUCCGGUUUCCUCAGCCUCCAGUUCGCCAAUUACGCUUGGCAAGCGUUGUUCCGCUGUAUCCUCAUCUUCGUCAUCUUCUGACGGAGGACUAACUAGUUCUGAAUCCGGGACGUCUUCCCCAAAUAAAGGCGAACCAAGAAGUAGCAACAGCAGCAUUGCCAGCACAUCCACCAGCUCUUGUCGUUACGAGUCAAAGCGAAACGUUGAGUUUUCUAUGGAAGGAGAAACGAAGACAAAGAAAAGUCGUAUAAACUCAGAUGAAACAGACGAGGAACCCUCACCUCCGGAGGAUGAUGAAGAUUUCGUGGAACAAGAAGGAGAUCAUAUUGGCGACACUGACGAGGAUGAGCUGCGGGAUGAAGGGACAACAUUGAGCGAUAUAGAAGAAGAUCGCUACUGCUCGCCGAAUCUAAGUGAUAGUCGAUCCAAAUUUAAAUCAGAACCAAACUUGAGCACUAUUGUGUAUGAGGAAACCCGAGAACGUCCAGCCACUGGUAAGGAAAGAAAACUGUCCUUUCUUAAGAACAAACUAAUAAAAGGUGUAUCGAUGGGUAGUUUGAGGUUACCUUUUGGCCAAGAGCAUAGGUCAGGUAAAAAAUCGACGAGCUCAACAUCUUUGUUAAAGUGCUGCUUUGAGGAUCACUUGAAAAAUGCGAAGAGAUCAAUAGAAGGCUCAUCUAGCUCAAUGGCCUCUAUAGCUUCAUCAGACUAUCGUCGGUCUAGAGAAAAGCAAAGCUCUCUGUCAUCGCUGCUCUGUAAAACUCCUUCUACUGGAAGCGAAGAGUACGAUGGGGCAAACAUAAUUAACGAGAACCAUGCCAACAUGGAUGCAAGUGGUUGGAACGUUGGCUGUCUAACGAACACUCCAGCACUUAGUGGACGAGAAUCAAUGUCUCCGAUAACGAAGUCUACACAACGGAUGCCGAAAUCGAUGCAGGAAUCAAUUAUGACUCCACGCUCUCGAAAACCCGUUAUGUUGCUGGCUGGCAUGAAUGUCGGAGAACAUCAACAAACGACCUACACCAAUCAUAGUAGUUUCUCUAGUUUGCGUGAAGAAGAUGAAGAAGAAAUAACCGAUGCGGUAAAUAACGUUUUGGUGGCAUCUCAAAAUGAACCAAAUUGCAUUCAAAUGACCGUCGGCUCUGAAGGGAAUACUGCUCUCAUUCAAUCAUCCAAUAGUUCGUCCAGCAUGACUGAAUCAGGGGCUUUGAAUUUAAAUGACGCAUCAACCUCGUUGACCAGUACAUUCCGCGACUAUCUACUAAGUCGUAGUGUUUUAACCGACAGCCCCGCUGAUCUUUCGUUCUCAAGCCAGCCAGACGAUUUCGACACAAGCACCGAAUUGGAUGAUUUGAGCGAAUCAAAAAUGAGUGAAAGCCUGCUCUUCUGUUUAAACGGAAAUGAACCUGCUAACGAUGAGACUCUUAUGAAUCAACACAAAAUUGAUUCGACUGUUGAUUGUUCUAACAGCAACAAUAGUACGUCUGUUAACGAAAUUGUGCUGUCGAGUAGAACAGCACUGGAUGAAACGUCCCUAUGA